UGGAUCUGUUCAUAAAAGACAAUGCCGUAGUACGCGUUGCAUCCUUCGCCAACGUCUGCAUUGCGUCGUUGGGUGUGCCAAGAGCAAACGCCGUGCGCGAGCCUCCGGCGGUAUAGCUCCGGGGAUCCAUUGUCCUUCUUCCCCACACGGCGUUUUUGUAGCUCGGCAGUGACAACAACGCACAAUACUCGAAGACCGCAAGUCACGUGUACGGUCGAGAUCCGACACCUAUCCCACGCAUUUCACGGGUAUCGACGCUUGCCGGCGAGCUGUCCAACGUCCUCGAAACAAUGGAUGGUGGCCGAGGCUUGAGAGGUGGCGAUGGACGGUACGGACGGACAAGAGCGAGGAGCUUCACGUCGGUGCACGACAGGUCGACGAGCCCUCCACGUGUCAUGCCAUAAAGACAAGGCCGAGAGUCCUGACGCCCUGGUGGUCAUGGGAGCCCCAGAUGAACGCGUCGAGCACAUCAAGGGUGCCCCGCCCCGGGUCGUAUGAGGUGGGCGUAGCACAGUUCACUUUCGGUGCACUGCCCAACGAAGAAACAACGCGACGAUCUCCUGGUUCGGUCCCAACUGAAGAGUUUCGGAGUGCUUCAUGGAUGAGAGCAGACACGUGCUGUACGCAUGGACAUUCGUCGUGGUGCAUGAUGUGCUCUGCAAUGGCGAAAUCGCUUGGCCAGCCGCGUCGGAUCCGACGGCCGAGUUGGUGGCAUUUCCCUAGCUCGUUUUUUCAGCAGAGGCGGUCGAGGAGCUGGAGGCGAGAGCGGCUUCAACUGUUGGUCAGUCGGCAAAUGGAAUGCAAGUCGAGCGGCGAUCUUUAUGUUGACGAAACGACUUGACCACGCAAAGCAAAUACAGCCAUGCCAUGCACGUGUGGUCUUGGUUGUACAUCCAUCCACAACGAGUACCUCCACCGCUUUCAGCAUGGGCAAGUCCGACAUCGUGCGAUCGUUCUUGGUAUGGCACGCUGUGCCCAUAGCCAGCACCAACGCGUCGGUUCAUGCACACUCUAUCGGAUGCUGCGUAGUGUUGCAGGCGUUGGGAAUUGCCAGUGACAUUGACGCGAACAACGCAGCGCUUUGCUUUUCUCUGACCUUUGUGCUUGAGUUCUUUCACGUGGCGCCACCUUUGUUUAGGUUGCACUGGUGCCGGCAACUCGGUCCUGUUGAAAACAACUGC
Aphanomyces invadans is the source of this 1181-nucleotide messenger RNA. RefSeq lists its product as hypothetical. The record is from RefSeq and is a predicted model, not a curated record. The transcript has a single exon. The coding region runs from base 452 to 841 and encodes 129 amino acids. Lineage: Eukaryota; Oomycota; Saprolegniomycetes; Saprolegniales; Verrucalvaceae.